UCUCUGAUAUCUGAGACUUACAAGAUAUCUGCGAUACUCGAUAGAAGCAGUUGUCUGCAAUAAAACAGUCGACAGUCGACUAUCAAAACACUUCUCAGUCUCAGCAGCAGCAGCAACCGACAGCCAUGACGACCGCAUCGCGCCCUCGACCUCCGCCGGCGGUGGACGCGAAUGGCAUCCCAUCCGAAGCUCCUCCACCGUACACUCUCACCCCGGACGGAGAGACCUCGUUCCCGAUAAACUACACCGGAAGCCUAUUACCAGCACAACCGCAGGCACCUCCGCGACCUCCGAGACCGACGAACACGAACGCGAACGUGAACGCAAACGCACACGCAAAUGCCGCGCGGAUAUCCGGCAGCAACAGCGCCAGGACGAGCAGCGGCAGACCGAGCAGUAGUAGGCCUUCUACUUAUCCUGGCACCUCUGCCAGUCGACUUUCGAACAGCACUCCGACUGCAUACCCGUCGACGGCCUCACGACCGCAGAAUGCUGCUCCUCCUCGCCCGCCGCGGCCGACGACGAAGCCCACGCCUGGCUACCACAACGGAACCAGCGGCAUCAACCGACCACCACCACCGCCUACCGCCUCUCGCCCUCAACGAUCGAGCAGUAGCAGCAACAGCAACUACAUCCCGGCUGCCGGCGGCCGUCUGAUGUAUCCUCGCGGGUUCCACUGCUACAAAUGCAACAACACGGGCUACAAGCUGAAGAACGGGCAUCCCUGCCGCACAUGCUUCGAGUCCUUUGGCGUCUCUCACAUUCCUCCGAAUCUCAACAUCCAGUACCUUCCUCCCGUCACCUACGAUCCAUGGUACGGCCCGCCUGCAUCGCCUACUGUCUACUCGACCGGUGGCCCUGCGCGUGUCGUGGCGCCGGGUGAUCCCAGUCUAGGCGGUAUUCUCUGUGGAGCAUGCAAGGGCAGAGGAUAUGUGAAUGACCUUGGUUUUGGAAACUUCCUGGGAGAGAUGCUCGGUGGGGACUAUGAGACGUGCAGAGUAUGUAAAGGUGUUGGACGGGUGUUUUAGUCGUGUGCUUCUUCUCUUUUUGAAAUGGUUUGGCGCUUUUGGUCUAGAUAUGAUAAUACUGGGUCUUUCUUUCUUUUCUCCUUCUUAUUUCUCAUUUUUUGUUUCUUAUUUCUAUCGUUCAAUUCUUUUGUAUAUGCCCUUGGAUCUAGAACAGUUUAAUACAGCAUCACGUGAUAAUAUACUUCAAAACCCCACACUCCCUCCACUUUAGGCAACUGAGUGGUUUCGCGGCAGUCAUCGCCAAAUGUCGAUUUGAUGAUCGCGCGAAGGCUUCUUUGU
This is a messenger RNA of Myxozyma melibiosi, 1307 nucleotides long. RefSeq lists its product as uncharacterized. The transcript has a single exon. Lineage: Eukaryota; Fungi; Ascomycota; Lipomycetes; Lipomycetales; Lipomycetaceae. The record is from RefSeq and is a predicted model, not a curated record. Gene Ontology annotation, cellular component: cytoplasm. Bases 126 to 1028 code for a protein of 300 amino acids.